GGUUAACAAGCAUUAUUUAAUCUCGAGAUUAAGAAAAAGGCUGGAUCAAGCAUUGAUCUCGAUAUCCACAAUUCUAAUGUAUUCCGCUCUGUGCUCGCGCAUUUUAAUUAUGCUUUUUUCGCUUUUGUAAAAUAUUAUAUUAUCAAAUCAGUAUUUAAACAUUUAAUGAACCUUUACUUACCGGUUUAAAUUUACUUAAAUAUUCGUGUAUUUAGUCACCCUUAAAUUAGUCGUGUAUAAUUUAGUCACCCUUAAAUUUACAUGGAAUUGAAAUUAAGACUGAACAUUUGGUUGUAUUUGUAAUCGACUAAGCAUAUCCUUAAUGAAUUCAUGGCUUGUUAAAAGCAAUAUUUUAUAUUCAUGACUUCGCAUUCCACGCAACACGGUGCAUUUAUAAGGUUAUCUGUUCUUACGUAUUCUUGCCCUGAACUUAAAUAAAUUGUGAUUUUAUAUUAUUCAUUAUAGAACCUGUAGCUUUAGCAUAUAUUAUAUGAUAAAUUUUUAGAAACAAAUACAUUCAGUUGAACAAGAAGAUUUUUAUCUUUUAUUCUCUUGGUUUCAGAUAAAUAUGCCGAAUAAGGUUGAGAAGGAUGAGGUUGAGGAGGUAGAGGCUGGGGAUGUGGAGGCUGUGGAGGAUAAGAAUAAGGAUAGAAAACAUGAUUGGGGAGCAGCAGAUCUAGAGAAGGUUACCGAUUAUGCUGAGGAGAUGGAGAUUUUAUCUACCGGAAAUGAGCUUGAGGAUGCCAUUACUGCAAUUAGGAACAAACAAGCUCUGAAAACUGCGGAGAAACUUGCCAGGGAACGAGAGCUGGCAAAGGUAACCGUGAACAAAGAGGACAUAGAGUUAAUAGUUGCCGAGAUGGAGCUGAGCAAGGAGCGUGCGGACCGCUGUCUACGCGAGCAUGACGGAGAUGUUGUCGCUGCUCUCACGUCUCUAGUCAAUUCCUAAAUUAUUUACAAUAAACUUAUGUUACAAUGUCUUAUACUUGUAUUCUUGUCCAUUGUCCUCAUUUAUCUAAUUGCAGA
Messenger RNA from Eurytemora carolleeae, 1026 nucleotides. Its product is annotated as huntingtin-interacting protein K. Bases 569 to 949 code for a protein of 126 amino acids. The transcript has 3 exons. The record is from RefSeq and is a predicted model, not a curated record. NCBI's taxonomy places the organism in Eukaryota, Metazoa, Arthropoda, Copepoda, Calanoida, Temoridae. Gene Ontology annotation, biological process: negative regulation of apoptotic process; protein stabilization.